AAAGUGAUGAUAUAUUGUGUCUACUUUUACACUUGUUUAUAAAAAUUGAUUAAAAAAAAUUAACUACGAACGCGUAAAGUAUCUUGUUACUAGACGACUUGAUAGUCUGACCUAAAAUAAUUCGCUUUUUAAAUUUAAAUUAAUUACAAUUUAUUAAACUUUUUUAGUAACGGAUACUAGAAGAUACACAGUUAAAAGUUAUUGAUGUGUAUUAAAUUUAACGGCAGUUGCAAGAGAAAAUAUCGACUGCUGUAACUGGUAGAAGCAUACAAUGAGUAAACGAAAAAAAUUUCUAUAGACCAUAGAGAAACCGAAGUACUAAGGAACCAACAAAUCUAAAUCAUUUCACGAAAAUCAAUUUCAUAAAAGCAACCAAAGAACAUGGUACUUAAUCUUCUUUUCAUAACUACUGUGAUAAAAUCCACAUUUGGUGUGGUAACAACAGGACUUUGGCUUAUACCAUUAAUGUUAGCAGCAAUUACAUAUUAUAAAUAUGAUGCCGUAGAUCCCGAAUCUAGGCCCAUCGAUCAACAACAAUUUUAUCCUGAAUAUGAUUUUAUAAUAAUAGGUGGUGGGUCAGCCGGUGCAGUAGUGGCAAAUCGCUUAACCGAAAUUAGAAAAUGGAAAGUGUUAUUAAUUGAAGCAGGACCUGAUGAGAAUGAAAUUUCUGAUGUGCCAUCAUUAGCAGCUUACUUGCAAUUAAGUAAACUGGAUUGGCAAUAUAAAACUGAACCAUCAAAUAAAGCAUGUUUGGGUAUGGUAAAUAAUCGUUGCAAUUGGCCACGUGGUAAAGUGCUAGGCGGAUCAAGUGUACUAAACUAUAUGUUGUAUGUACGUGGCAAUAGAUAUGAUUAUGAUCAUUGGGAGUCUUUAGGUAAUCCAGGUUGGGGUUAUGAUAAUGUUUUGCAUUACUUCAAAAAGUCUGAAGACAAUCGUAAUCCUUAUUUAGCAAAAAAUCAAUAUCAUGGACGUGGCGGUUUACUCACAGUACAAGAAUCACCAUGGCACUCACCAUUAGUAGCCGCUUUUGUAGAAGCAGGUACUGAAAUUGGUUAUGAGAAUCGUGAUAUUAAUGGAGAAAAACAGGCUGGUUUUAUGAUAGCGCAAGGUACCAUUAGACGUGGUUCUAGAUGUAGCACAGCUAAGGCUUUUUUACGUCCAAUUAGAUUGCGUAAAAAUUUUCAUUUAUCAAUGAAUUCUCAUGUUACUAAAAUUCAUAUAGAACCAGAUACAAUGCGCGCCAAAUCGGUGGAGUUUGUUAAAAAUGGCAAAGUAAUACGCAUAAAAGCACGCCGAGAGAUAAUACUAUCAGCUGGUGCUAUUAACACGCCACAAAUUAUGAUGCUUUCCGGUAUUGGACCGAAACAACACUUAGAAAAACAUGGCAUACGAGUUAUGCAAGACUUGCCAGUUGGCGAAAAUAUGCAAGAUCAUGUUGGCAUGGGUGGCAUGUCUUUUCUAGUCGAUAAACCUGUGGCUAUAGUACAAGAUCGUUUCAAUCCUACUGCAAUCACAUUUCAAUAUGUCCUACGCGAACGUGGGCCUAUGACGACUUUAGGUGGUGUUGAAGGCUUAGCAUUUGUGCACACACCAUAUUCAAAUAGUAGUAUAGAUUGGCCUGAUAUACAAUUCCAUAUGGCACCAGCGUCGAUAAAUUCCGAUAACGGUGCACGUGUGAAGAAGGUACUCGGCUUAAAAGAAUCGGUAUUUCAAGAAGUAUAUAAACCUAUUGCAAAUAAAGAUACUUGGACUAUUAUGCCUUUACUUCUAAGACCACGUUCACGUGGCUGGGUGCGUUUACGCUCCGCAAACCCAUUUCAUUAUCCAAUAAUUAAUGCAAAUUAUUUUGAUGAUCCAAUCGAUGCAAAAGUACUUGUUGAAGGUGCAAAAAUUGCGCUAAGAGUUGCAGCUGCAAAAGUUUUUAAACAAUUUGGAUCACGUGUUCAUCGUAAACCGCUACCAAAUUGUAAAAAGCACAAAUUCUUAUCGGAUGCUUAUUUAGAAUGUCAGGUACGCACGAUAUCAAUGACAAUAUAUCAUCCUUGCGGUACAACAAAAAUGGGACCUGCUUGGGAUCCUGAAGCCGUUGUCGAUCCAAGAUUACGCGUGUAUGGCAUACGUGGUUUGCGUGUAAUUGAUGCUAGUAUAAUGCCAACUAUUAGUAGUGGUAAUACGAAUGCGCCUGUUAUUAUGAUAGCUGAAAAGGGAGCCGAUUUAAUUAAAGAAGAUUGGCUUAAAAAUCCAGAAUAUCAAGUUAAAAAUACAAGUUAGCAGUAUA
Messenger RNA from Teleopsis dalmanni, 2278 nucleotides. RefSeq names its product glucose dehydrogenase [FAD, quinone]-like. Gene Ontology annotation, molecular function: oxidoreductase activity, acting on CH-OH group of donors; flavin adenine dinucleotide binding. Lineage: Eukaryota; Metazoa; Arthropoda; Insecta; Diptera; Diopsidae. The coding region runs from base 382 to 2271 and encodes 629 amino acids. The transcript is spliced from 2 exons. The record is from RefSeq and is a predicted model, not a curated record.